AUGGAUGCUCAGUGUGGAUGCUCCCUCAACCAUGUGUAUCUCGCUAUUGACGGAGGAGCGACGUAUACGGCAUUUGCUACAACGACUCGGCGCAUUUGCAACCUACACAACAAGCACGAGAUCAAGGCCCAGGACGACGGGUUCAAGGUCCCUUCUGUUCUCUACCGAAACCCAUCCACCGGAGACAUCCAAUACCUGAAGCCAGAGACCGGCGACCCUAACGCUUUGGUGGAUGAGCUGAGAUAUUUCAAGUUCUCCCUUAUGCAGUCCGAGGAUUGGAGACGCGGCCUUGGUGAUGCGGCAGUGCGUGACCUGAUCGAAACCACCAUUGACAACUUCCAGACGCGCAUGUCAACCUCUGACAUCACUGCUGUUGCCCUCAGGGCCACAUAUCCACACGGAUGGGACAGCCCCCCCGGCGAGCCUCGACGGCGUUUGGAAAAGGCCGUCGAGAUCUCUGGCCUAGCUAAACUCGCACAUACUGUCCGUUACUGCACGGAGCAUGAAGCUGCGGUGCAAGCUGUUCUUCAUGACCAUCGUGCUGAACUACAGGCUCAGCUUCAGGACGCUGCCGUGUACGAGCUUAAAGCCUCCGACUGGGUAGGCCAGUAUCUUGUCAAGACCUGUGUCAUGACGGGCUCGAUGGCCAUGGAUCUUGCCUUUCGCAGGCUCACUGACCGCAAAAUGAGGGAUGUCUACGCAACCCUCCCUCUUGCUAUCGAUGAUCCCGUCGCUCGGAAGUACCAGAGGGCAAUCUUGACUGAAUGGGAAGAGAUCAAGUUUUCCUUUGACUCGUCUCGGCUCUCGGGAGGUAGUCACAGCUUUCGAGUUUUCCACCCUUCUGAUCUCCCGCAGGCAGGUGCGGGACCCACUAGCUUCGAGGAGAGAAGCAUAGGGGUUCAUCGAGAUGAAUUCAUCUCGAUUUUUGCAGCCGCGGCUAAGGCUGUGGCAGAGGUCAUCGUCGACCUCCACCGCCACCCUGGAAGCAAGCAUCCCAAGUUCGUGUUCCUUACUGGAGGUUUGGCCGCCAACAUAGAUAUCUGUGAGCGUGUCAAGGACCUGGUGAAGAUGAGGUUGGGCGCGGAUGGCCCCAUCAUCUGCUGUGAUCCAGAUAAAUCCUGGACAACCGUCGCCCGAGGCGCUGCCAUGGACGGCUUGGUCAUCCCAGAAGACCGGCAACACAAGGGAGAGUGA
Molecule: messenger RNA, 1194 nt
Organism: Thyridium curvatum
Lineage: Eukaryota; Fungi; Ascomycota; Sordariomycetes; Thyridiales; Thyridiaceae
Exons: 7
Coding region: 1-1194 (397 amino acids)
Source: RefSeq, a predicted model, not a curated record